Aplosporella prunicola CBS 121167 is the source of this 681-nucleotide messenger RNA. RefSeq lists its product as uncharacterized. Gene Ontology annotation, cellular component: mannosyltransferase complex; endoplasmic reticulum membrane. Gene Ontology annotation, molecular function: mannosyltransferase activity. The transcript is spliced from 3 exons. Lineage: Eukaryota; Fungi; Ascomycota; Dothideomycetes; Botryosphaeriales; Aplosporellaceae. Bases 1 to 681 code for a protein of 226 amino acids. The record is from RefSeq and is a predicted model, not a curated record. Gene Ontology annotation, biological process: GPI anchor biosynthetic process.
AUGCUCGCCUUGCUGCCGCUGUUGCUGCUGCUGCUUGCCGUCGUCGCGCUUGCCAACGUCGAAAAGUCCGUCUUUGUUGCGCCCGCUGCCCUUGCCCUGCCCCAUGAGCUGCCCCCUCUGAGCAGGCUGUCGCCUGCCAAGCACAUCACCACCCGUCUGCCCGUCGCCUUUGCUUCGACAGACGCCCCGCGUGGCCGCGGCUCCUGGUACCUGCUCGACGACCUGCGUGGCGGCCAGAGGUACGAGGUCCGCGUCUGCUGGCCGGCCACGCAGCCCACGGCUUUCUGGCUCGACACCUAUUCUAUAGCCACCGUGUUUGAAACCCCAGAGCUCAUCUCGGCCCUGGACAGCUACUCCGAGGCUCGUCGCCCCGACAUUGCUUCCGAGGAACAGCCUGCGGCCCCGCCGUCUUCGUUGCUGUUCCUGCAAGUCCAGGCUGCAGCCGACUUCUAUAGCACAAACGAAACGCUGAUGAAAGCCCCGCCAGACGUCCCAAUCGAUAUCAGUGACACGCUGAUGCUUGCACCAGUCUUGGAUCCUUACAUCUUGAACAUUCUACCACGCUCUCUGGCGCCUACGGCCGCCUACAUCACCAGUCUCGCAAUUGCAGCGUGGUUCUUAUCGUCGUUCGUGUGUCGCUGGGUAUCCCGCCUCGAGCAACCAAAAGCACACGCUGAUUGA